UUUGGCCUUUUUUCUUUUAAUUCUUAAAUGGUAAAUGUACCAUUGUGGAAUGAAAUUUCAACUUCAAAAGUUUACCCUUUUAUUAACUAGAGUAAAUGGAUAAUUGCAACGUCUUUAGUUGUAGCCAUCAGUAGUAAAGAAUUUGAAAUUAGGCUGCAUAAGCAAGCCUUUGCAGGGCCAAUAUUGAAUUUCAUGCCAGUUGACACUGGUUGCUAUAAAAGAAAAACAAUCUUCCCUUAAUAGAAGCUUUUUGUAUUUUGACAGUGCCAGCUCAGUAUGGCUAUAAUGCUGCUCUGCCUUCUACAGCUUGCUGCACCACUCUGUAGUUACUCUAUAACUAUACGUUUCUAUCUUUUUUGGUUAAACACUCCCUGAAGAUGAAAAAGAUUAUGAUAUACAUGCAUCCAUAUUAUACACAUUGAUAUAUGUGUAAAGAUUUCCCUUCAUCUUGAUUUUGCCGGCUGGGCAAAAUUUUGUGUAACAUACUUCAUGAUACUUUGGUAUAAGAGUAAGUUCACUACUUUUAUAAUGAAUCCAAAUCUAAAGGCUUUUGUAGUGUAUUUUAAAAGGGAAAACUUACCCAAAUGUUUUAUUUCUACACAUUUGUGUGUAUGUGUGUGUGUGUAUGUGUGUAUAAGCCAGUUAGUAUAUAUGUAUAUUAUGUACAUAAAACACUAUAUUUUUACAUACAAGUGUGCUUUUAUUAUACAGAUAAUAAAGAUGGGGGAAGGUUUCUGUUUUUUUCUUAAUAGGUGAAGAAAUCUUGAAGACCAGAAAUUGGAUCUUAUUGAAUUUUGGUGUUCUUUUUAUUUUUCUCUUUCUUUUUUUCUUUUUAAAUUAUAUUGUUCGACUAUGGAAGAUGGAUUUUU
Molecule: messenger RNA, 869 nt
Organism: Eptesicus fuscus (big brown bat)
Lineage: Eukaryota; Metazoa; Chordata; Mammalia; Chiroptera; Vespertilionidae
Exons: 1
Coding region: 277-375 (32 amino acids)
Source: RefSeq, a predicted model, not a curated record